AUGAAGGCAGGACAGCCAGGAAAGGAAGACCGCAUUCUUCCCGUACCAGAUCCUGUACUAUCAUACUGGCUUUCCCAACCACACAAGUAUAGUAAUGUACGCUCGACCUCGUCUCUCCCUGCAUCAUGCGAUAUAGCAAUCAUUGGCUCGGGCAUGGCAGGCAUUGUAACAGCCUAUCAUAUCCUCAAAGGCUCACCUCGAGAUAAAAUACCCAACGUCGUCAUCUUGGAAGCACGGGAGCUAUGUUCCGGAGCCACGGCGCGAAACGGCGGACACACGAAGGUGAAGACAGCAACACUAGCCAAUCUCGAUCCUGGCUUCAGAACCGAGUUUCAAAAAUACGUGCUCGAUGUUAUCGACGCGCUCAAACGCAUCGUUGACGAGGAAGAUUUGGACUGCGAGUUUGAGCUACGGCGCAGCUUCGACGUGUUCUGCGAUGGCGGCGAGGCGCGCGAGAUGAAGCGCGUGUACGAUGACGCAGUUAGGCAAGGCGAAGGUUGGACUAAGCAUGUUACAUGCUUGGAUGAGCGGCGCGCUGAGCAAGUCACGUCCAUCAAGGGGGCAAAAGUCGCCUUCAGCGUCCCAGCAGCGUCCCUGUGGCCGUAUAAAUUCGUCACGCAACUCGUCGAACGCCUGGUGGAACGGUAUCCAGACAGUGUAAAUGUCCAGACGAAUACGGCGGUGCAGAAGGUUGAGCCAGAGGAGGGUGGGAGUAGCAAUGACGGCGGGGUGAAUCUUCUCACAACGUCUCGAGGCGUGCUUCGCGCGAAGAAAGUUGUCUUCGCGACAAAUGCUUAUACGGCUGGUCUGCUGCCUUUGUUCAAGGAGGUAAUUGUGCCCAUUAAAGGUAUGGCAAGUCACCACCACGUACCAUCAGGGAAGCAGGUACAUCCGCACCUCAAUCAGACAUACAAUAUCCAUUUUGCACCCGAUUCUCAAGGCGCCACAGGCGUAGAUUACCUCAACCCCCGACCCGACGGAGGCAUCGUCGUUGGCGGCGGGAAUUGGCUGUAUAAAACUGAUCGAGCAGUCUGGUACGACAACUUCGACGACUCAAAACGCUUCAGUGAGCGCGUCGAGGGGCAUUGGAGCGACUACAUGCAGUCUACCUUUCUCGGUUGGGAGGAGAGUAAAGCGGAAACAGAUCACAUAUGGGUGGGUAUAAUGGGUGUUACGCCGGAUGGGCUGCCGCAUGUGGGCCGUGUGCCACAGCAUCGUGGUGUGGGUGGUUCACAAUGGGUGUUGGCUGGGUUCAAUGGGGGAGGUAUGGCACUGAUUGGUACUGCUGCUAAAGCAGUUGCCAAAAUGGUGCUUGAGGAUAAGGACUUUGAUGAUGUGGAAGGCGAGUUUGGAUUACUGAGAGGGUUCAAGACGGGUGGAGAGAGGUUGAAGAAGCAUGGCGAGAGGUAG
Messenger RNA from Cucurbitaria berberidis CBS 394.84, 1410 nucleotides. Its product is annotated as FAD dependent oxidoreductase. The record is from RefSeq and is a predicted model, not a curated record. Bases 1 to 1410 code for a protein of 469 amino acids. Lineage: Eukaryota; Fungi; Ascomycota; Dothideomycetes; Pleosporales; Cucurbitariaceae. Gene Ontology annotation, cellular component: cytoplasm. Gene Ontology annotation, molecular function: oxidoreductase activity. The transcript is spliced from 3 exons.